GAAAACGUCCGCUGAUAGACAAUGCAGGACCUUGUUGAUAUGAGUACGUGGAAUGCAACAUUACAAAGGAAUGACAAAUCUUUGUCUUCUUCCGCGCCUUCUCAAACGCAUCCUCCAACGCUUUCUUUUCUUCUCUCAGUUCCUCCAUCUGGUCUUGUAUCGCCUCCACCUCUUCCUGUCCAUCACUUUCGGUACCAUCCUCUUCUCCAGCGGAUGGAAAGCUGAAAUCGACGGCCAGAAUCAAUGGCGAUUGACCACAGAAACGGAUAGUGUCUUCAAGAGUAUUCAGGGUUAAAUCUCCUUCACUGCUCACCCUUGUCACCCAAUAUCACUGCCUCUAAAUCUCCUUCACUGCCCACCCUUGUCACCCAACAUCACUGCCUAUAAAUCUCCUUCGAGGUUCUGCGUUGCGUAUCUGUACCUCUCUUUCUCUCGCAACUACGGUUGCUAUUUUCGCUGACCUUUGAAGUGGCUCCUUCUUGUCCUCAUACCAUAAACCCGGCAGCACGACAGGGCUUGAUCAACUACGGACGCAACUAAAUAUAUAUAUAUAUAUAUAAAUAUCACCACUUGAGAAGCUCUACACCCCAGUUGGGAGUGUAGAGAGCCCGUUGGCGAUGGUCCUGAAUCAAGCCUUGAUACCACCGAAAUACGAUCAGCCUGGCUCUCCAGACAGCUUUUUACCUCUCACCUUUGAGGAGAUGGGAUUGACUGACGGACAAGUACUGAUUUGGCCACUCAAUCUUCGCCACCGAUCAAGUUUUGCCCAAGAAAAUCUGCCUUCGAAAGGCAAUGAUGAGGCAGAGGCAUUCAAAAUGUUCUCUUUCGAACUCUUGAAUGGCAGUCGUGCUCAUUUCGUUCUUGUUGCAGAAGGAGUCGCCGAGGAAUCCACCUUCCAAGACAACCCUUUGCUUCAGCAGAAUUCGAGCUAACCCUGAGAUCAUUCAAGAUCAAGGCUCGGGUGCAGACACGUGGCAAUGGAGUCCAAAGAGUUUUCUUAAUUAUUCCAGAUCCAGAAACUCUUAUUCUUCCAAGGGAAUUUCAGGGCCUGUCAACGUUUUACACAUACUCUGCGCAUGGCUGGCUAUCUGAGUGGUGUCAAAGGGCAAAAGUGGAACAUGUUUGAACGUUAAGGUGCUCAUACAAUGAUUCUUCGAGCAUAUGCUGCAAACGAUUUGGAUUCUGUGAGUCUGAACACACUUGAUCACCAUAUAGUGGAGUGGCUCCACCGUAAAGGUUUUCAGACAGCCGAGGACGUCAGGGAACUUCAAGAUCUCUCCCCAACAAAAUCACUAAUCGAAGCAUGUUUUAUGCUCAUGGUAUUGAUUCCAAAACACUACACCGAUGUCGACCGUAAGGUUUUUGAAGUCAAGGCGAAGCGAUCGAAAAAGCCGAAACCACGAACAAUCCCCGAGGAAAUUGCGAGCGCUAUUAGACAGCUUUUCGAAAAGAAAUUAAGCAUCAUGCUCGGGGAGAAUCGCGUGCAGCCUCACCUCCCCCAUUCUUCUAAACCCCUCGAGAUUGAAUCGACUCUGAUCGACGGCAAUGCUGUCCAGCCUCAUAUUGAGACUGAGCUUGACUCGGAGAGCUAUGAUCCCAUUGAAGGCGAUACAGCUGAAAUAUUACCACUACUUGAGGACGGUUCGAAAACGAGACAUUGGAUGCCAAACCCUGUCGGAGUCGGGCUCAGCCAAACCCUCGCCUCUGUCGGAGGCAACAACACCUGGGCAAGAAAGAGAGAAGAGACUGCCACCGGACUCCUUACCGGUACACGAUCAUUUUAUCCGGUCACAGGGAAACGAACCCCUUAUAUUUCUCUAGCUGGCUGGAAUGUUAGCAUCAUUGUUUCAUUUCCGGUUAGCGAGAAGAGCGCCGUCUUCGUGAAAGCUGAAAUAUCGCCUCCCGGUACCCGACACGAACAUACAUGCUUCGACUCAAGCCCAGCUCGCUUAAGUCGCCUUGCUUUCCGGAUCAAAACCGUCUCGUCAAACGGGGAAUCUUUUUUCUGGGCUCAAAGAGUCGAGUUUGAGAAACAGGAAAUGUUAGAGAAGCUUUUUGACCGACUCAGCAGCGAAAGUGAUGGUAAUCGUGCAACCAACAGCUCCGAGUAGAAUCCAGUCCACACGGACUGAGAGACAACACCAACGAACCAUGGACCAGCCCUGUCCAGAUCAAACCUGUACAGCCUUGUCAACUUCUGAUGCGAGCCCUCAAGAUUGUCGCAUAUCUUAGCUAGGCUGGGAUCAUUCCGCCCGAGGCCGAGAGUGCUGUCGCGUUGUUCCAACUGUCUGUCAUCCAGUUUCGACCACUCAGCUGCCAAACGUCUGUAGAUCAGAUACAUAUCUGUCUGCAGGACAGCCAAAUUGAAUACUAUUGAGUCUCUAAUUGGAUAACAAUCAUCGACUUCGAGGAGAUGUUGGAAGGAAAUAUGACAUAUCCAUACCAAGGGUGCCGUUCUUUCACGGCAUCAUAGAUUUGACGCCUAGGUACAAAAGCACAUGAUAGACGGCGACUGCUGCUCUUGUCGUGCAAGCAAUUUAAUACCGAAUUCUCAAUGUCCUGCUGCAUGACGAGUAGCACAUCAUCUCAUAAGCUUCGGAACUGGCGAUUCUAACUAGGGCAAAUCCAUAACAUUAGUGGUAAUAUGGGGCCACACUUUUGUCCUGGCACGCCUCAGUAUGUACCACAACACCCGAAAAGCCCAGCUCAAAAAACCAAGUCGAGACUGAACAUCCAAGGAUGUGCUCGAAUCACCUUUACCUGGACUUUGUCCGCUUCUCUAAGCGCAUCGCGCUCAGGCAACACGAUCCAAUUCAGUCUGCUGGCAAUCCGAGUCGCAUGCCACACAAGCACCAAUUUUUCUCAGUCAUCUUGGAGACGGAGGCGGAGGAAAUGGCAUCAUGCUGGAGUGUGAAGGGCAAGAAAGCCAUGUAUCUCGCCUCGAGCAGUGUGGCUGAAUAGGCAAUGUUUGAACACCCUCUUUGGACAGCAACAUACCUACCAACAAGGGUUUGAAUUCAUUUCACUCGAGAUGAUAUCUCGAAGGGUUUCUAGAGACAUGCUGAGUGACGAGUCAUUCCUUUUUGCAGAGAGUCUACAAAUAGUUACCUGGACGCUCAGUAUUAAAAAUUAUAUCCCCAUGUUCCAAGAUUUUACCUCCUCCCAAGGCAGUCAGAUGUGGUGCCAAGC
Molecule: messenger RNA, 3189 nt
Organism: Exophiala oligosperma
Lineage: Eukaryota; Fungi; Ascomycota; Eurotiomycetes; Chaetothyriales; Herpotrichiellaceae
Exons: 2
Coding region: 1146-2111 (321 amino acids)
Source: RefSeq, a predicted model, not a curated record